AAGCGGUUUCCGACUUCUCAACUCUUACACUCUCCUUGAUUGAUGAGCGGCAUGAGCGGACUCAUAGGUCCAGGGAAACCGGUCAAUACGCCACGGCCAAUCACCCUUCAAACACUCACGUAAAUUCAUCGACACCGGAUCAGCACCCCCAUCAUAUCCAUAUGUCUAUUCCUGCGGGAAAGACCCUGUUCGAGAGAAAGAAUUCGCAAAAGGCCGCUCGGCGUCGCAAAGAACACACCCUAUAUGCUCUCAAGCUCGAGGCCUCCCGUCCACCUUCUCCUCCUCCACCCCCAACUCCGCCUGAAGUUCGACCUGUUGGGAACGAUGUCCCGCCUGCCAUCCCGGAAGAGGUGUUGGCUUUACCACUGUGGCCCUUAUGGACGGAUGAAAAGUUCUAUACCUACUCGCAUUGCUGCGCCAGAGGGUGGUUGCCACCAGGUCAGUCUGAAAUGCGUUUCGAAGUCGGACGCUUGAUGAGAAGGUUGUUAUCCGACGUUGAGAAAUUCGCAACCCCUCGAGUUCGGACCAACCUUUCAGAGUCACAAUUGAUGCCAUACAAAGAGCAGGCGCAUAGCCCGGAUCCAUUUCACUCGAUUGACAACCCCAGGCUCGAGUAUUAUAAUUGCGGUCGUCUCGACUGCAUUUUGGAGGCAACUCGCUCCAUGUGCUUCGAUGAUUAUGGAACGAAGAGCAUCAUAAUGAUCGCCAAGGCCGAAAUACCUACUAUCGAUCAGAUCGAGAUCGACUCGAAUACGGAAAUCGAGACGAAGACGGCUAGCACUCGCAAAAUCGACCCCUACCGAGCAUGGGACGUAGACAGACAGAUGAGGCGAAGAGCGAACGCUGCGGACCGGAACGGGGUCAUCAACAGGCAUCUAUAUCUGAUCGGAUGGAUAGGAUACUGUUUCAGGGCUUAUCAUUGGGAGCGACCACGAGAUCGACUGAAUAUUCCGGUUGGUGAUCGGGGAGACACAGAAUCCAGAGCUGGGGAUGAGGAUACGGAACCGGAUCCUGCGCCAGUCCGGAAGCCGGGAAAGAUGAGACCUUCUGAUCUUGAUAUCCAGUUCCCAUGCGACCCGACUUCGGGCCCGGACCCAGAUCUUUCCGAUGAUUCUGUUAACGACCAGCAUUCCGAGCCUAAUCCUGGCGAUCCUGAGAUACUGGACACAGGGUCGGAUCUGAAACCAGCCAUAGUCCCCGGCCCACAACCUUCCCUAUGGAGAGAUCUCCGCCUCCCGGAGAAUCAGAAGUUCUUACAACAAGUCAUCUUGGACGCGAUCAGGGCGUCUGACGAGGACCAAAACGAGGACGAGCAAACACACGAGUCGGACGGAAAAGAGGAAAAGAGUGACGGUGUGAAGAGGAAAAGGGAUUUCGGUCCUGCUUUCCCAGAGAUGUACGGAGAGGUUUGUGAGACGGUCACCGCUAGACCAGUCACAUGGCAGGCGACCGUAUCUACAGACUUGGACGCGGCUGAAGAGCUCGGGAUUUCAAAAACUCUUCGGGAAGAGUCUUCGGUCGACGAACAGCUUGACGAGAAGGAAGAACAGGACAUGGAGAAGACCGGGGAGGACCGGUCUGAGGCGACUCGGAUUGGCUCAUCGGACGACAUAAGAUCUAUACGCAAGACAGGCGGGAGAAAAUCCUCAGUACCACCGACCCGAAGAACUCGGCCUGGACGUUCGAUGCUGUGGAUCGAUUAGGGACAGGAUCAACUUACCAGCAGGAGAUGCGCCCACGGCGAUACUCUCAGGACAGGGUUGAUCACUCCGAGACUCGUGAUAGACUUCGAGAUUACGGACGGCGAUCGUCAUCGCGUAGCUGAAAACCGAGAUACGUGUACGGAGGGGAGCAUCGGUAGAG
Filobasidium floriforme is the source of this 1863-nucleotide messenger RNA. RefSeq lists its product as uncharacterized. The record is from RefSeq and is a predicted model, not a curated record. The transcript has a single exon. NCBI's taxonomy places the organism in Eukaryota, Fungi, Basidiomycota, Tremellomycetes, Filobasidiales, Filobasidiaceae. The coding region runs from base 162 to 1703 and encodes 513 amino acids.